AUGACAGCACGAUUAUCAACUCUUUUGGCCGCUACCACCAUAUUUUGUACCACCUGUGCAUGGUCGGAUUCAGCUGUCUACCAGACCGUUAUACCUACGGCGGUGCCAACAUUGUCGCGCGAUCCAUGGCAAUGUGCAACGGAAAACAUCACUCAAUAUUUCGACGUUCCAAUGCCAACAGGCAACCUCCUAUCCGCACUCGUAUCUUAUGGUAGCACUCUCAUUCAGACCUGCUCGUCCUCAGUUAUCGAUGACCUCAAUUGUUUCCCAAGCAAAGAAAAGUGGUGUGCUUUCACCACAGCAGCACCAGCGUCUGUUCUUCCAGAAUACCGCGCUUAUGGCAGUGCUGCAUCCGCCUGGUGGGCAGCUCAUAGCUCGAAGGCUGUUGAUCUGGCUGUGGAGUGUCCAAACAGCUGGUUUGACGCCUCUAUGAGAUUUGCUGGGGGACCGACGAUGCUGAAUGAAACUAUCAUUUUCGCCGCUUGCUAUGCAGAAGUGGUCACGACGAUGUCGUCCUCGGUAUCCAAAACAACAUUUUCAGCAUCUGCAACACCACCUGUGGGUGUUACUAGAAGUGGAGUGACAGCUACUUCUACUCCUACUGCAACGGUUCAACCCACGAAAAGCGGUGUUAACGGGCGAAAUGAAGAGCUUGGAAUGUGGAUGUUCGCAAGCACUGGUUUGGCUGCGGCUGCUAUGCACUCAGCAUGGAACUGA
Glarea lozoyensis ATCC 20868 is the source of this 717-nucleotide messenger RNA. RefSeq lists its product as uncharacterized. The transcript has a single exon. The coding region runs from base 1 to 717 and encodes 238 amino acids. The record is from RefSeq and is a predicted model, not a curated record. Lineage: Eukaryota; Fungi; Ascomycota; Leotiomycetes; Helotiales; Helotiaceae.